GCGAGUAUCCGCAGAUUGUCCUGACAUCAACCAACCGGCUAUUUUAUUCCAAGGUCGUGUAUGGGCACGGCUGGACGACAUUUAUAAAUUGCAGUUGUUAGUGCUGCAUUUAACUGGAGACCGGAGCAUCAAACAGUCGAGUAGCAGCUUAUAGUGGCACGUCGACAAACAACGCAAUAGAGCCAUCAACAUGCGAGAGAUCGUUCACCUCCAGGCUGGGCAAUGUGGGAAUCAGAUCGGUGCCAAGUUUUGGGAGGUGAUCAGUGAUGAGCACGGUAUUGAUCCCACUGGCAGCUAUCAUGGUGACAGUGAUCUGCAACUGGAAAGAAUCAACGUUUACUACAAUGAAGCCACUGGUAACAAAUAUGUACCACGGGCUAUCCUUGUGGAUCUGGAGCCUGGCACAAUGGACUCUGUCAGGUCUGGACCUUUUGGACAAAUUUUCAGGCCAGAUAACUUUGUCUUUGGACAAAGUGGCGCUGGUAACAACUGGGCAAAGGGUCACUACACCGAAGGAGCAGAGUUAGUGGACUCAGUGCUGGAUGUGGUACGGAAGGAGUCUGAAAGCUGUGACUGCCUGCAGGGUUUCCAGCUCACCCACUCCCUUGGGGGUGGCACUGGCUCCGGCAUGGGCACCCUCCUCAUCAGCAAGAUCCGAGAGGAGUAUCCCGACCGCAUAAUGAACACCUUCAGCGUCAUGCCAUCCCCCAAGGUGUCGGACACAGUGGUCGAGCCAUACAACGCCACCCUCUCGGUACACCAGUUGGUGGAAAAUACUGAUGAAACAUACUGCAUUGACAACGAAGCCUUAUACGACAUCUGCUUCCGUACGCUGAAGCUCACCACGCCAACCUAUGGGGACCUCAAUCACCUGGUGUCUGCCACCAUGAGCGGCGUCACCACGUGUCUCAGGUUCCCUGGCCAGCUGAACGCAGAUCUCCGCAAACUGGCCGUCAACAUGGUGCCUUUCCCCCGCCUUCACUUCUUCAUGCCUGGUUUUGCUCCUCUGACCAGCCGUGGCAGUCAGCUGUACCGUGCCUUGACCGUGCCUGAGCUGACCCAACAAAUGUUUGAUGCCAAAAACAUGAUGGCUGCAUGCGACCCUCGCCAUGGCAGAUACCUGACUGUGGCUGCCAUUUUCCGUGGCCGCAUGUCCAUGAAAGAGGUGGACGAGCAGAUGCUCAAUGUCCAGAACAAGAACAGCAGCUACUUUGUGGAAUGGAUCCCCAACAACGUCAAGACCGCCGUCUGUGACAUCCCACCUAGAGGCCUCAAAAUGUCCGCCACCUUCAUCGGCAACAGCACCGCCAUUCAGGAGCUGUUCAAGAGAAUCUCAGAGCAGUUUACGGCCAUGUUCCGGCGCAAGGCUUUCUUGCACUGGUACACUGGUGAAGGUAUGGAUGAAAUGGAAUUCACAGAAGCUGAGAGCAACAUGAAUGAUUUGGUCUCAGAGUACCAGCAAUACCAAGAUGCUACUGCAGAUGAGCAGGGCGAGUUUGAGGAUGAGGAAGGUGAAGAUGAGGCAUAAUUGUCCUUUACUGCCAACAACAGGCAUGUCAAUUACAGUAACCAAAAGCACAUAAUUUUAAGCCAUGCCUUUAAACAGGCAUGAUGAUGCAUGCUUUAUUGUUCUUGUUGUUUUUAUUUUAUUAUACUAAUCUAAGCAAUGUGAAAGUCAUGCCCUGUAACACACACACACACACACACACACACACACACACACACACAAAAGUUUGUUAUUUAAUAUAUGUAAACCAUUAAAAGCUUUAUAUGCUCCAUGGACUGUUUUGUUUUUCUGCAUUGUUUUUGUUAAAUUAAGAAGUGUGCUUGAGUAUUUAUCACUGGAUUUUAUCCUUAGCCCACAGUAAAUUCAGAAUAAAAGUUAAUAAAGGGCAAGUAUGUAUCAUUAUCAAAUUGUUCACAGACCAUGCUCGCCGUUCUGUAUGUACCUGAACUGAAGAACAGCUCCUAUAAGUAGGUAAUUUUUUUGUUUUAAUUAUUUGGCAAGUGGAAAUACCCAAGAACCAUCCACUGUUGGCAUGAAGCCAGAAAGAAUGCUACCAGAUCUCAUGGAAUUUUGAGCAAACUGCACUACCCACGGAAUAAUGAGGAAAAUGUUUAUUCAUUAGCAACAAAAACUAGUGCUGGAAAUGGAAAUGUUAUUUUUUUUAAUGUCUUCAUUUUCUAUUAGCAAUAGUAUCCUCAUAAGGCCCUUAUUGUUAUGUUAUGUUAAAUGCUUUGGAUAUUUAACAACACGAGGUGGGCCUUACUAGACAAUAACGCAUAAGUGCAAUUAUAAUAUAGCGUAUAUAGAAUACUACAAAAAACAAAACAUGAACAGAAUCAAGGAUAAACAUUUUAAGGGGAUGGGUGAUUUAAGCCACAGUAAUAUAUAAAAGGAUAUAUAGAUAAUCCUAUGAAAGAAAGGCCAUACUUACAAUAUGAUUUCGUAGUAAGGCGUUGUGUGCCUCCAUUUGCUGAACAUGAACAUGAACAUGAACACAUAUUUCAACAGUAAGUCAAUGUGGAUGUGGCAGGCCUGGAUAUUAUACUGAUAUUGUAACACAAUAAAACACAUUUUAA
Messenger RNA from Polyodon spathula (Mississippi paddlefish), 2583 nucleotides. RefSeq names its product tubulin beta-2B chain. Lineage: Eukaryota; Metazoa; Chordata; Actinopteri; Acipenseriformes; Polyodontidae. The transcript has 4 exons. Gene Ontology annotation, cellular component: microtubule; cytoplasm. Bases 191 to 1528 code for a protein of 445 amino acids. Gene Ontology annotation, molecular function: structural constituent of cytoskeleton; GTP binding; GTPase activity. The record is from RefSeq and is a predicted model, not a curated record. Gene Ontology annotation, biological process: microtubule cytoskeleton organization; mitotic cell cycle.